AUGGGUGACAAGCGCAAACUCGUUCAGGAUGAGGUCGUUGAGCCUGAGGGCAAGAAGAUGAAGAAAGAGAAGAAAGAUAAGAAGGAUAAGAAGGAGAAGCGCGACAAGUCUGAGGCCGUCGCUGUCCCCGAGGUCGCUGCACCUGUCGAAGAAAAGGUGAAGGAGAAGAAGGACAAGAAAGACAAGAAGGACAAGAAGGAGAAGAGAGAGAAGAAAGAGAAGUCCGAGAAGAAGGACAAGUUCGACAAGAAGGAGAAGAAGGACAAGAAGGAGAAGCGCAAGGCCGAAGAGACCGCCGAGCCCGCUGCUGAGCCCGCCGCUCCCACCGAGGACGCAAUGGAUGUGGAUGAGACCCCCGCCGAGAAGGAGACCCCCGCCGAGAAGGAGGUCCCCGCCGAGAUGACUAAGGAAGAAAAGAAGAAGGCGAAGCGCGCAAAUAAGCAGUCAAAAAAGGCCGACAAGACCGAAACCAAGGCCGAGUCCACAGAAGAGCCUACCGCCGAGACCGCUGAGUCCGGCGAGGCCGAGCAGGCCCCGAAGUCCUCUCGCUUCAUCUGCUUCGUUGGCAACCUUCCCUACUCCGCCAACCACGAGUCCCUGACCAAGCACUUCGAGAAGAACCCACCUGCCACAAUCCGCGUUGCCACGAAGAAAGAAGACCCUAAGAAAUGCCGCGGCUUCGCCUUCAUUGAAUUCGACAACUACGACCGCAUGAAGACCUGUCUCAAGCUUUACCACCACUCCACCUUCGACGACGGAAAGUACCCUCCCCGACGCAUGAACGUCGAGCUAACUGCUGGCGGCGGCGGCGCAAAGUCCGAACACCGUAACGCCAAGAUCCAAGCUAAGAACGAGAAGUUGAACGAGGAGCGCCAACGUCAGGCUAAGGAUAUCCAGAAGGAUAAGAGGAAGUUCGAGAAGAAGACCGGUGAGGCUGGUGCUACUGGUGCCAACGCUGCCCCUGCUGGUACCGACGGUGCGGCUGAUGACCAGUGGGCUGGUCUGCACCCUAGCCGUAGAGGCCGUGUUUAA
Molecule: messenger RNA, 1032 nt
Organism: Penicillium bovifimosum
Lineage: Eukaryota; Fungi; Ascomycota; Eurotiomycetes; Eurotiales; Aspergillaceae
Product: RNA-binding protein
Exons: 3
Coding region: 1-1032 (343 amino acids)
Molecular function (GO): RNA binding
Source: RefSeq, a predicted model, not a curated record